Molecule: messenger RNA, 6459 nt
Organism: Penicillium canescens
Lineage: Eukaryota; Fungi; Ascomycota; Eurotiomycetes; Eurotiales; Aspergillaceae
Gene: pksP
Product: polyketide synthase alb1
Exons: 4
Coding region: 1-6459 (2152 amino acids)
Biological process (GO): fatty acid biosynthetic process
Molecular function (GO): 3-oxoacyl-[acyl-carrier-protein] synthase activity; fatty acid synthase activity; phosphopantetheine binding
Source: RefSeq, a predicted model, not a curated record
AUGGACAGUCCCAGUCGUGUGUAUCUCUUCGGAGACCAGACUGCGGAUUUCGACUCGGGGAUCCGGCGCCUUUUGCAUGCUAAGAACGACUCGCUGCUGUCGGCAUUUUUCCAGAAGUGCUACUAUGCCUUGCGCAAGGAAAUUACUGCACUGCCGCCAUCUGAGCGGCAGAAGUUCCCUCGCUUCACCAGCGUUGUUGAUCUGCUCGCUAGAUACCGAGAGUCGGGACCAAACGCGGCCUUGGAGAGCGCAUUGAUGACAAUUUACCAACUGGGAAGUUUUAUUCACUACUACGGCGAUUUGGGUCAUGCCUAUCCGUCGGGAGACGAGAACUGCAUUAUUGGUCUUUGCACCGGUCAGCUUGCAUCUGCAGCUGUCAGCUCUUCGAAAACAGUCGGAGAGCUUAUUCCAGUCGGCGUUGAAACCGUGGUGCUUGCUUUGAGACUCGGUAUCUGCGUCCUAAAGGUUCAGGAUCUUGUAGAAACGAACAAGUCACCAGGAGCAAGCUGGUCUGUGCUAGUUUCUGGCAUGCGCGAGCCCGAGGCUCACGAGCUGAUUCAACAGUUUGCGAAGACGACUGCUUUGCCCCGUGUGUCCCAGCCUUACAUUAGUGCAGUUAGUCAAAAUGGACUCACAAUCAGUGGCCCUCCAACAUUCCUUGGCCGUUUCAUUGAGAUCAACCUCACCAAGGAACACAAGCCAAUGAGGGUCCCGAUCCACGGCCCAUACCAUGCUUCUCAUCUGUUUGAUGACAGAGAUGUUAACCGUAUCAUGGAAUCUUGGCCCAAGGAAGAGUUCGCGAGCUAUGUGCCUCAGAUUCCUGUUCUCUCCUGUGAGACUGGCCAUGAGCUCCAGGCCGAGAGCCUGGAGCAGCUCUUGAAGUUCUCCCUCGAGGAGAUCUUGCAGCGUCAGCUUUGCUGGGACAAGGUUAUUGAAUCUUGUCAUUCGAUAUUGGAGACUGCUACGACAACAUGCACAUUGCUUCCAAUCUCUAGCACUGCUACCCAGAGUCUGUUUAACUCGUUAAAGAAAGCUGGAAUCUCCAACCUCGAAGUUGAUGGCUCCAUCGGCGAGGUUCAAAAUGACUCUGAGGCUGAGAACCGCACUGGCCGUGCUGAACAAUCCAAGAUCGCGAUCAUCGGUCUUUCGGGCAGAUUCCCAGAAGCACCUGACACCGAAGCAUUCUGGGACCUCUUGUAUAAAGGAAUGGAUGUUCACCGUGAAGUUCCCGCCGAGCGAUGGGAUGUAAAGGCCCAUGUCGAUAUGGAAGGAAAGACACGAAACACCAGCCAGGUUCAAUACGGAUGCUGGUACAACGACGCAGGAAUGUUCGAUCCUCGUUUCUUCAACAUGUCUCCCCGUGAGGCUCUUCAGGCUGAUCCUGCUCAGCGACUCGCUCUCCUGACCGCUUAUGAGGCAUUUGAGAUGGCUGGCUUCAUCCCUGACAGCACUCCCUCUACACAGAAGAACCGAGUCGGUGUCUUCUAUGGAAUGACCAGUGACGACUACCGUGAGAUUAACAGCGGUCAGGAUAUCGAUACCUACUUCAUUCCUGGUGGUAACCGUGCUUUCACUCCCGGCCGUAUCAACUAUUACUUCAAGUUCAGCGGUCCCAGCGUCAGCGUUGACACAGCUUGCUCUUCAAGUCUCGCAGCAAUCCACAUCGCUUGCAACUCGCUGUGGAGAAAUGACUGUGACUCUGCCGUAGCUGGCGGUGUCAACAUCCUCACGAACCCUGACAACCAUGCAGGUCUCGACCGUGGCCACUUCCUCUCAAGGACUGGAAAUUGCACUACCUUUGACGACGGAGCUGAUGGUUACUGUCGAGCUGAUGGAAUUGGUUCCAUCGUUCUGAAGAGACUCGAGGAUGCUCAGGCUGAUAACGAUCCCAUCUAUGGUAUCAUCAAUGGAGCGUACACCAACCACUCUGCCGAGGCUGUUUCCAUCACCCGGCCUCACGUUGGAGCCCAGUCAUUCAUCUUCGAUAAGCUUCUCAACGAGUCUAACACCGACCCUAAGGAGAUCAGCUAUAUUGAGAUGCACGGAACUGGAACUCAGGCUGGCGAUGCAGUGGAGAUGCAGUCAGUUCUCGACGUCUUUGCUCCAGACUACCGUCGCGGACCAACCCAAUCUCUUCACCUCGGUUCAGCAAAGGCAAAUGUUGGCCACGGAGAGUCUGCCUCUGGUGUCACCGCUUUGAUUAAAGUGCUGAUGAUGAUGCGGAAGAACAUGAUUCCUCCUCACUGCGGUAUCAAGACCAAGAUCAACCACAACUUUCCAACGGACUUCCCUCAGCGGAACGUUCACAUUGCUCGAGAGCCUACCGCAUGGACCAGACCCAGUGGCGGGAAGCGCAAGACGUUCGUCAACAACUUCUCAGCCGCUGGCGGUAACACUGCUCUGUUGGUCGAGGACGGUCCUCUCAAUGAGUUAAAUGUGGAAGAUUCCCGGUCUACCCAUCCUGUGGUUGUCUCUGCACGAUCCCAGUCUGCCCUGAAGAACAACAUCUCUGCUCUCGUGCAGUACAUUGACACGAACAAGAACCAGUUCAAUGUCAACCCGGCCAGCCUUCUUGCCAACCUUUCUUACACUACGACCGCCAGACGUAUCCACCAUCCGUUCAGAGUCGCGGUUACUGGAUCUACACUGGAUGAGGUCAGAGGCGCAUUGGCUCCCAUUGUCAACCGUGAUAGCAUCAGCCCGGCUCCUGCUACCACACCUGGUAUUGGAUUUGUCUUCACUGGCCAAGGUGCUCAGUAUACAGGCAUGGGCAGCCAGCUGUUUGAGAGUUGCUCACUCUUCCGUACUCACAUCGAGCACUUUGAUCGCAUUGGUCAGAGCCAGGGCUUCCCAGCCAUUCUGCCCUUGAUUGACGGAAGCGUUCCCAUUGAGGAACACAGCCCAGUUGUCACUCAGCUCGGAACCACUUGCAUUCAGAUGGCCUUGACCAAGUACUGGACCUCCCUAGGUGUUGUCCCCACCUUUGUCCUCGGCCAUAGCCUCGGUGAGUAUGCUGCACUCAAUGCCGCCGGUAUCCUGACUACCAGUGAUACCAUCUAUCUUGCCGGUCGUCGCGCACAACUUCUCACCGAGCAAUGCAAGGUCGGAACACACGCCAUGCUUGCUGUCAAGUCUUCCGUGGCACAGGUGAAGCAGCUCCUUGAUAACUCAACUGAGGUGGCUUGCAUCAACGCUCCUAGUGAGACUGUCAUCAGUGGUGCGAGCGACAAGAUCGAUGAGCUGGCACAGACCUUGAGUAACGAAGGCUUCAAGGCGACCAAGCUGAAGGUGCCUUUUGCUUUCCACUCUGCUCAGGUUGAGCCUAUCCUGGAGAGCCUUGCCGAAAUUGCUAAGGGUGUUACCUUCAGCGAGCCUACUAUUCCCUUCGUCUCUGCUCUUCUCGGAGAUGUUAUCAAGGAUGACAGCAACGAGAUGCUUGGCCCCAACUAUCUGACUCGUCACUGCCGUGAGACUGUCAACUUUUUGGGUGCUCUGGAAGCUACCCGCCAUGCCAAGCUGAUGAAUGAUAAGACCCUCUGGGUUGAGAUUGGCUCUCAUACCGUCUGCUCUGGAAUGGUUAAGUCAACAUUCGGCCCCCAGGCAGCCACUAUGGCUUCUCUCCGUCGCCAGGAAGAUACAUGGAAGGUCCUGUCGAAUAGUCUUUCGGCGCUUUACCUUGCCGGUAUUGACCUUCGCUGGAAGGAGUACCACCAGGACUUCACCGCUGGCCACAAAGUCCUUCCACUGCCUUCAUACAAGUGGGACCUCAAGAACUACUGGAUCCCAUAUACCAACAACUUCUGUCUGCUCAAGGGUGCCCCGGCUACGCCAGCCGUUGAGGCCGCUCCAGUCUCUACCUUCUUGACGACGGCAGCCCAGAAGGUUCUUGAGACAACCAGUGACUCUUCUUCGGCCAUGAUUGUUAUUGAGAACGAUAUCGCUGAUCCCGAUUUGAACCGGGUCAUUGCCGGUCACAAGGUCAAUGGCGCUUGCCUUACUCCCUCAUCCUUGUACGCCGAUAUUGCCCAGACACUCGGUGAGUAUUUGGUGCAGAACUACAAGCCCGAGUGGAAGGACCGUGGUCUGGAUGUUUGCAACGUGACAGUCCCCAAGCCUCUCAUUGCUAAGGGUGGCAAGCAACUCUUCCGAGUCUCGGCCACUGCCAACUGGGCCGAGGAACACGCCAAGGUGCAAGUUUGGUCAGUCACCCCCGAAGGCAAGAAGAUCCUCGACCACGCCAGCUGCUCUGUCAAGUUCUUUGACACCAGCGCCUCUUCGAGUGAGUGGAAGCGAAGCGCCUACCUUAUCAAGCGAAGCAUCGAGCAUCUCCAAGAGAGCACUAUCUCUGGUCAGGCGCACCGCAUGAAGCGAGGAAUGGUUUACAAGCUCUUCGCUUCUCUGGUCGACUAUGAUGAGAACUACAAGUCCAUCCGCGAAGUCAUCCUUGACAGUGAUCAGCACGAAGCUACGGCUCUGGUCAAGUUCGAGGCGCCUCCUGGCAACUUCCACCGCAACCCAUUCUGGAUCGACAGCAUUGGUCACCUCUCUGGCUUCAUCAUGAACGCCAGCGACAACACCGAUUCGAAGAACCAAGUAUUCGUCAACCAUGGCUGGGACUCGAUGCGCUGCUUGAAGAAGUUCGACCCCAGUGUUACUUACCGAACUUACGUGAGGAUGCAACCCUGGAAGGACUCUAUCUGGGCUGGUGAUGUCUACCUGUUCGAGGGUGAUGACAUCGUCGCUGUGUAUGGUGGUGUCAAGUUCCAAGCACUUGCUCGGAAGAUCCUCGACAUGGCUCUUCCUCCUGCCGGAGGUCCUGCCGCUUCUGCUCCUAAGCCAGCUGCCGCUAAGCGCACUCCUGCUCCCAUCGACGUCCAGAAGGCGAAGAAGGGACCUGCCAAGAAGACUGCUGCGUCUACGCCCAAGUCUGCAGGACUAAGUCUCUCUGCUCGCGCCCUUGCAAUCCUUGCUGAAGAGGUUGGAUUGUCAGCAGCUGAGAUGACCGACGAUCUCAACUUUGCUGACUACGGAGUUGACUCUCUACUCUCGCUGACUGUCACCGGACGCUUCCGCGAGGACAUGGGGCUAGAUCUCGACUCCUCUGUCUUCGUGGAUCAGCCCACUGUCAAAGACUUCAAGCGCCUUCUGGCUCAGAUGGGUCCUGCCGAGAGCAGCAGCGAUGGAUCAAACAGCGAAGAAGAAACGUCCUCUGCCGCGUCCUCGACAGAUAUCUCUAGUCCAAACUCCAGCGGUCUUCCGACUCCUGCUAAUGAAAAGUCCAUGACACAUGGCACAGUCGAGCAAAACGACAGCAUGAAGCAGAUCACCGCAAUCUUGGCCGAGGAGAUCGGUGUUGAUCCCGCGGAGCUCGACGGCGAUGCCAACCUCGGAGAGAUGGGACUGGACUCAUUGAUGUCUCUCACAGUCCUCGGAAAGAUCCGCGAGGAAUUGGACAUGGAUCUCUCAGGAGAGUUCUUCAUCGAGAACCAAACCCUCGAUGACAUCGAAUCAACUCUUGACUUAAAGCCCAAGCCAGUCGCUGCAGAGGCCCUCAUCCUCCCCGAGCAAAUUCAGGUUCAGGCCCCGAAGUCCGCCCCCAGCACUGCAUCCAGCACUGCCUCCAGCACUGCCAUCCAGCACCCGCCGGCGACCUCGAUCCUCCUCCAGGGUAACCCCAAGACAGCGACCCAGAAGCUGUUCCUAUUCCCAGAUGGCUCUGGCUCCGCCACCUCUUACGCCACCAUCCCUGGAGUGUCCCCAGACGUGUGCGUCUACGGACUCAACUGCCCAUACAUGCGCACCCCUGAGAACCUUAAAUUCCGCCUAGAUGAGCUGACAGCUCCCUACGUGGCAGAGAUCCGGCGCCGUCAACCAACCGGCCCAUACAACUUCGGCGGCUGGUCCGCCGGUGGAAUCUGCGCCUACGAUGCCGCGCGUCAACUAAUCUUCGAAGAGGGCGAGCGAGUCGAGCGCCUGCUCCUCCUGGACUCCCCCUUCCCAAUUGGACUGGAGAAGCUUCCUCCCCGUCUAUACAGCUUCUUUGAUACCAUCGGGCUAUUCGGCGAGGGCAAGGCGCCUCCACCAAAGUGGCUGCUCCCCCACUUCCUAGCCUUCAUCGACUCCCUCGAUGCGUACAAGGCUAAGCCAUUCCCUUACCAAGACGCCCACCUGGCCAAGAAACUCCCCAAGACAUUCUUGGUCUGGGCUAAGGAUGGUGUCUGCUCCAAACCUGGUGAUCAGCGUCCUGCGCCUGCUGAGGAUGGAAGCGCUGACCCACGUGAGAUGCUUUGGCUGUUGAACAACCGUACUGACCUCGGUCCGAAUGGUUGGGAUACCCUCGUUGGCCCGAAGCAUGUUGGUGGCAUUACCGUUAUGGAGGGUGCCAAUCACUUCACCAUGACUCGCGGCGAGAAGGCAAAGGAAUUGGCUGCUUUCAUUGCUAAGUCAAUGGCUGCCUAG